AUGUCACAACACUGUUUAUUCUGGCACUCUCAGCCCUCAGUCGUGGCUCUGGCACUUUGCUGGAAACUGCCUCCUUACUCCUGUGUUAGUAUCAUCACCAUGGAGACUCGACGCCACGACAGAGGAAGCGGCCGCAUUAGAGCAUGGCUCCUGAUAUGCCUGGCAAGCAUAGUGGCAAGCGGCAUGGUGUCCCAGGUCAAGGCCGAGCGCAUACUGAGGGAGAAAUGGUGCCACUGCGACCUGGAUCCGUGUAUGGAGGACGUGCGUACUGCCGUGAUCGAGGACAGUGAUGUGCCCGAAUGCAUUACCCGGGACCCAGUCGAAGCCACCAGCGCCUCCGCCUCCAACGCCUCGGCGUCUACCGGCUCCUCCGGCGGCACCUCCUCAGCGGACACAAACACGACAACCGCCCCAUCGGCACGAAGGAGGCGAAACGUAGCCGGCUCCGACGAUGACUACGACGACUACGAGGACGAUGACUACGACUACGACUACUCCAAGGGCCUCCCGUCGCCGAACCCCACGGCGGAUACUCCUAUAGAAGACGACGCAGGGGGGGACUUCCUUCCGCCACGCAGCAAGCGAGAAGUCCAAGACGGCGAGAGUGUCAGUACUUUGGAGGCGAAAGAGGGAGGCAUGUUCCACCCCUUAAACGACCGCGUAGUUUUCCCGGGACUCAAAGUGGCUUCGGAUUACGGCUUUGAUUACAACAAGACCACUGAAUCCUUCGGCAACUGCUCGUGCAAGCCAGGCAGCGUCGUAGAAGUGAGAAUGUGUCUUCUUAACCUGGUUUAUACCGACGACCUUGCUAAGCCGACCUCGGAGAAAUACAUGGAGGUUACAGGACGAUUCUUAGGAGAGCUGUCGAGGAUCCUGUUCCGCGGUCUCGUGGGCGAGGGGCGUAUCAUCCUGUUCCGCCGCGCCUUCAUCACGAGCUACGAGAAGCGCUCCGACAACAAGACGACCGCCGUGGCCCAAGUUGACCUGACCUUGAAGCUGUACCAGGCCGAGUACCACGUGAAGAACGGCAUCGAACCGGCCGUGAGGGUGGGGAAGAUCGGCGGAUACACGACCGACCACGAGGAGUGUAUCGAGACCAAGGACAUCACCCCUAAAGAGCCAGUGAUUCGCCCUCCGAUCUGGUAUCUGCGUUAUGCUGCCCUGCCCAUCGCCGCUGCGGUGCUUGUGCUGGUGUGUGCGUGUACCUGCUGCGGAAAGAAAGACGCCUUCUACGUCCGCCUCUGGUAACCAUGGCAACCACCCGCCAGAACCAGGAGUAGGAGGGAGAAGCCGAGGGACGAAUUGCGAAUGUGUGGGUUUUUAGAAGAACGAGGAAGAGGAGGAAGAUGCGAUAAAGGGAGAGAAGGAGAAGGAGGAUAUUAGCAAGAUGAGGACACGAGGCACGAAGAGGAAAACAUCGUCUAUUUUGGAGUAAUGGCAUCCAGCGGAGUGAGAGUUAUAAGUUUACAUUUUUGUGCCACGGAGAAUAAAGUGUGUUUUUUUUUUCUUCUUCUUCUUCUUCUUUCUCUUCUUAUUUUUUUCUCUCUUCUUUCUUUACUUUUAUGAAGGUGAAUCACCCUACAGGUUAGAAUAAAAUAACUGACAGAAUAUCAAGAAAUGCCAAGUGUGAAUCCAUCAUACUGUCUCUCUCACUGUAAACAACAUCCCCGGAGCAACAUCUGGGAAUUUAGUCCGAGAUGCAACUCUAAUAUCAGGUAUUUUGACAAAACAGAUUUAUUCACAUAUACAUAUAUAUUUUUUUUCGAUAGAGGUAAACAAAAGUUAUCGUAUCUCCGGCACGCGGCUCCCCCAGAAUGUUGCAUUCGUAAAGUAUAAAUCACGCUCGGUAAAAUUCGCGAUAUCAAAUUCUGUGUUGAUGGCAGUUUAUCCCCAAGGACGGCACCAAUGUCUCCGGGAGAGAUGUAAGAGAAAUGAUUGCAAAAAAUGCUCAGAAAAAAAGAUCAGAUGAAUGUAUUUUGAAAGCGAAAAAAGGAACCAGACUGCCGUUGAUUUCAAGGUGGAGGAAGGUUUGUUUAUUUUGCUUCGGGAAAAAGCUUCAAGAUGCAACACAAUUUUGAUCACG
Penaeus indicus is the source of this 2083-nucleotide messenger RNA. RefSeq lists its product as uncharacterized. The record is from RefSeq and is a predicted model, not a curated record. NCBI's taxonomy places the organism in Eukaryota, Metazoa, Arthropoda, Malacostraca, Decapoda, Penaeidae. The transcript has 11 exons. Bases 1 to 1248 code for a protein of 415 amino acids.